AUUUAAAUUUUUUGAGAUUGUAUAAUAACGAAUAGUAAUAAAAUAAUUUAUAAGAAUAAAUGAUAAUAUAUUUUGAUAACGUAAGUCUUCUUUACAUAUAUUAUGAUUUCUCUCUUCACAAUUGGAAAGUGCAUUUUCUAGAUCUUCCUCCAGAAACUCAUUUUCUCCCAAAAAAGAUAUCUUCUUUCUACAAUUUUAAUAGUAAUUUUUCUCCAAAGAGAUAUUUGUAUACAGCACCUUUUUCUUCUAAUUUUACGCUAUUUAUCUGUUCAUGAUAAAACUCACAAAUUAUCUUAAUCAAACUUUCAAUGAUUUUCAGUGACUUUUCAGUGAUCACUUGGCAAUCGUAUUAUUAAAUGAGAAGCAUUUAAUAAAGAUUGUAUAUAAUUUAUGUGUGAAAAUGUGUGAACCAAACUCAACUACUAAUAAAAAUGAGGUCCAAGCAUCAAGAUUUAAAAAUAUCAAGGAUAAUAUCUUAUUAGGACCAGAAUAUCCAAUACAUAAAGAAUCUGUCAACAUUGCUGAAACAAUUUUAAAAACCUUAAAAAGCAAGCCUGAUUUUAUCGGCCAGAUAGAUGCUCUUACGGAUAAAAAAAACACAUAUGCCGAAAUGAGUGAACGUAGUAUUAAAUGUGCACUUUGGCUGAAAAAACAAGGCGUGAAAGCAGGUGACAUAAUUGGUCUAUGUACUGAUAAUAAUUUAGAUGCGAUUAUGGUAUUGUUGGGCGUUAUGUAUCUAAACGGAAAAUGCAAUACGUGGGAUCAUGAACUGUCUUUAAUAACGGCACGAUACUUUCUCUCUCUGACAUCACCAAAAAUCAUUUUUACGAUCCCGUUAUCAGCUGGAAAUUUAACAGAAGCAGCAAAGGAACUAAAAAUGGAUGUAAAAAUAGUGGUUCUUGGCAAGCUAGAUGGAUAUGAAUCAUUAGAUGAUAUUUUAAGGGGUCACAAUAGUCGCGAGAUUGCCGAAUUUACCUGUACUCCGAUCAGCAAUCCGGAUGAAGUUUGUCUUAUUGUUCUUUCUUCAGGUACUACGGGUAUGCCAAAAGCUACUGAACUCUCGCAUUUCUUUAUGCACAAUCGUCUGUUUCCUGCAAAAGUUGAUGAAAUGAACGGGCACAUUUGCUUAUUUACACCAACACUACGUUGGCUCUAUGGCAUUAUGCUCGCUUUUAACGCUAUUUUGGAAUAUUUCACCAGAAUUGUUGCACCUGACUGUGUCACAGACGACGCUGAAGAUGCAUGUACUAAAUAUUGCAGUUUUAUCAAGAAAUAUCGAGUAACGAUUUUUGCUACCGAUCCAUUCAUUCUAAUCCAGUUCGUAAAAACAGAUGUGUUAGAGAAAUAUCAAUUGCCGACAUUAAAAGUUAUUAUUAGCGCCGGUGCUGUCUUCUCGAAGCAACAGCAAGAAGCAUUAACAAAAAAAAUUCCACAUGUUUUAAUUUUUAACGAUUAUGGAUCUACCGAUUCAGGAGGUCCAAUUGCUGGCCAAAAUAAAUAUAGUAAACCCGGAUCUGUUGGUUUUCCUGCGCAUAAUGUCCAAAUAAAAAUAACAGAUACAAAAACUGAAAGUGUCUUGGAGGUUAACAAAAUUGGAGAAAUACGUAUUAAAGCGCCCUUCGUAAUGAUUGGCUACUAUAAGAAUCCUGAAGCAACUAAAAAAACUUUCGAUUCAGACGGUUGGUUAUGCACUGGCGAUUUGGGAUACUAUGACAAUGAUGGAGAACUCUUCGUUGUUGGUCGAAUAUCAGAUUUCAUUCUUUUUAGAUCAAUCAAUGUUUCGCCUACGGAAAUUGAAACUGUUUUACAGAAUCAUCCCGCGGUAUUCGAAGCGGCGGUAAUAGGAAUGCCUCAUGAAAUCGAUGGGCAACGUCCUAUGGCUGUUGUUUCUGUGGUGCCAGGUAAAACGGUAACAGAACAAGAACUUAUCGAAUUCGUAGAAAAAAGUUUGCCCGAUCAUUGCAGACUCCGGGCUGGUGUCAAGUUUAUAGAUAAACUUCCGCGUACACUUACCGGAAAAAUCGUGAAAAAACAGUUACAAAGUAUAUUUACAAAUUAUUAUAAAUUGUCCUGAAUUAUAUUAUUAAAAUGCUAUAAAUAUAAAUACAUAAAUCAUAUGUACGUAAAUACAAUAAAACGCAAAAAAUUAAAAAGGCAACGUUUUAUUUAAACAUUUUUCUUUUUUCUGCUAUAAGACUAAUUUAUCCCGUACAAUCUCGGUUGUUUUUUUACCACAAGAAAACAUCUUUUUAUCUUUAAUGUUUUCACUUAUCGAACAUGAUGAUACUCAUACAUUAAAAUUUAUGAAAAAUAAUCAGGUAUAUUAAAUAUAUCAGAUACCUUUGUGUUUACAAUUUUCAAUCUAUUUUAAGAUAUUUUAUUGUCAGAUAUUCAUAGAAUUCUGCAGGAUUAUCAUUACUUGCAUCAUUACUCAAUAUCACGUAUUGUCUGUAAAAAGAUCUCUGAUUAUAUUUGUAUAUAAUAUGAGCUAUAUUACAUUUAAACUUUUUAUUUUAUUGAAAUUCGGUUUUUGUUUAUUGUGAGAUAUAUUUCGUAGCUAAUAAGAUAAUUUAUACAACAUAUUUUAAAAUGUCUUUUUAUUGUCUCUUCAUGUUUGUAACUCAUUACAAUUUAACGUUACCAUUAAAAACAUUACAAGAAUUUAAAGAAUAUGAUUAAAUGUUGGAAACAAAUAAGGAGUGCCGGAUACAUUUUGUAAGUCAUGUGAGCUUAUUUUGGUAUGAAAUUUCUAGCAAUAAUAAGAUUAUUGCUAUUUCUGGUGCAACUGUUGUAUCAAAUUUUGAUAGUGAUAGAACACAAAAUUACAAAUGCUGCUUUAAAAAGAUUUAUAUCAAAAGAUAUAGCAUUAAUGUUUACAGCACAGAAAAAAGUUGAUGGAAAAGAGUUUUUUAAAGAUACAUCUUUUUCGAAGUGUUUGCUAGGUAAAAAAAAUUAUGAAAAUAAUAAUUUAUGCAUAAAAAUUGAAAACUGUAAUCAAGUCAAAAUCUUAAUGUAUAUAUAAUACAAAUAUAUACAAGAAAAAUGUUUUUAAAUUAAAUAAAAGUGUAUUUUUUAUUUAUUUCCUAAUGUUUAAUAUCUAAGAAAAAAAAUAAAAAUAAAAUUUUAAGCUUCCCUAGCCUUAUGCAAUUGGCAGGAAAUAGUGAGAAACACUAGCUAGUUUCUGGAUAGAUUAUAUAUUUUGGGGCAAGGAUGCAGAAAGUUACAUAUAUAACUCUGUACUAGCCAUUUUUUCUGAAUAGAUACUAGACAGAAUCUAGAAGAACUGUCCAAAACCUAGCUAUAUGCUAGGUAAAAUUUUUACACGGAGUUUAUCAGCAGUACCGAUUAACUCCACGUGCGUCUGAGUCGUGGCAGCGCGAGAAUUUUUACACACCUGUUUAAAUUGCGUCUCACAUGUGUCACAGCGAUUCGUUAAGACACACCGCGUGAUGGUUACAAUUGCGCGAUAUUCCUAAAUAAAUGGUUUUGUAUAAUUUCUGUAAUUACUUUGCUCAUUUGGUUAUCGUAUUGACUUUUAGCAUUAUCUCGAUUACUUAAUAAAUCGAGAUAAUGCUAAAAGUCAAUACGAUAACCAAAUGAGCAAAGUAUUUACAGAAAUUAUACAAAACCAUUCAUUUAGAAAUAUCGCGCAAUUGUAACCAUCACGCGGUGUGUCUUAACGGAUCGCUGCGACACGUGUGAGACGCAAUUUAAACAGGUGUGUAAAAAUUCUCGCGUCGUUACGACUUAGACGCACGUGGAGUUAAUCGUAAUUGUUGAUAAAUGAACGAGACAUGGAAUUAAAAAACUAAAUCGGAAGACGAGGUUAUCGCGCAAUUUAUGAACAUUAUAAAGGAAAAGAUCGUUUCGAAAUAGCCAUUAUGUAAUUGUGUAAUGACCGUGACAUAAUUGCGAGAAACAUUUUUGUUUCCCGAUAAAGAACGAUAAAGAAAAACCGCAAACCAUUUUAAACUUAGAAAAUUGAUGACCUUGCACAAAAAUGCGAGACUAUUUGGAGAUGUUUAAUAAUACUAUAUUAUUACACAACUAUUAUUUGUACUUACAAAAUUUAAGAUUUAUAAUGUAAAAAAGUAAUUGAUUCAGCAUAAUGUGUUAUGGGCUGUCAACUACAGAUAUAUCAGUAUAAUAAUUUAUGUUAUUGCAAUAUUAUAACGCUUUAAUUUAAUCGAGACCGUUGUAUUUGCAUUAACAGCAAAUUUUAUUGUAUUGAGUAUAUCUGUAGUUGAUAAUCC
Messenger RNA from Monomorium pharaonis (pharaoh ant), 4253 nucleotides. Its product is annotated as luciferin 4-monooxygenase-like. Bases 401 to 2074 code for a protein of 557 amino acids. Gene Ontology annotation, biological process: long-chain fatty acid metabolic process; fatty-acyl-CoA biosynthetic process. Lineage: Eukaryota; Metazoa; Arthropoda; Insecta; Hymenoptera; Formicidae. The transcript is spliced from 8 exons. The record is from RefSeq and is a predicted model, not a curated record. Gene Ontology annotation, molecular function: long-chain fatty acid-CoA ligase activity.